This is a messenger RNA of Lycium barbarum (goji berry), 1310 nucleotides long. RefSeq names its product early nodulin-like protein 3. Gene Ontology annotation, cellular component: plasma membrane. The record is from RefSeq and is a predicted model, not a curated record. Lineage: Eukaryota; Viridiplantae; Streptophyta; Magnoliopsida; Solanales; Solanaceae. Bases 110 to 1093 code for a protein of 327 amino acids. Gene Ontology annotation, molecular function: electron transfer activity. The transcript has 2 exons.
AUCCAUAAACCUCAACAUCGGUUUACACAAUCACUCAUCUUCUCUUUUUUGUAAUAUAAAUCUUCUUAUAUCAGCACAUCAUAUAAAAAAAAAAGUGUUAUAAUUAUCCAUGGCUUUGCAGAAACAUCUUUUAGUGAUUCUCUUAGCUUGUUUAAUCAGCUCUUGUUAUGCUUAUCAAUUCUAUGUUGGUGGAAGAGCUGGUUGGGUUCCUAAUCCAUCUGAAAAUUACAACCACUGGGCUGAACGAAUGAGAUACCAAGUCAAUGACACUCUUGUGUUCAAGUACAAGAAAGGAUCAAACUCAGUGUUAGUGGUAAACAAGGAUGAUUAUGACAAGUGCAACACAAAUAAUCCUAUCAAGAAGAUGGAUGAUGGCAAUUCAAUUUUCAAGUUUGAUCAUUCUGGUCCUUUUUUUUUCAUUAGUGGAAAUAAAGAUGAUUGUGAAAAAGGAUCACAAAAAUUAAUUGUUGUUGUUUUAGCUAUUAGACCUCCUCCUCCUCCUCCUCAUACUCCUACUACACCACCCUCAACCCCGGGAAAAUCUCCGGCGACAUCUCCCGUGGUGUCGCCCGCAACAUCUCCGAUAAGCCAACCGCCUUCUUCAUCACCCGUAAAUUCCCCAUCUCCAGCAACAUCUCCUGUGGUGUCGCCCGCAACAUCUCCGGUGAGCCACCCCCCAACUUCAUCACCCGGAAAUUCUCCAUCUCCGGCGACUUCUCCGGCAGGGUCACCGGAAAAUGCUCGAUCUCCGUCCACUUCUCCGGCGGGGUCACCGGAGAAUGGUCCGACUCCGGCAACAUCUACGGCGCCGGCGAAUUCUCCGGCAACAUCACCUUCUUCAUCACCAUCGGGGGCAAUAAUUUCACCAUCGCCAUCGAGUGGUUCAUCUUCGUCGUCCCCGAGUUCGUCGCCCCCAGGAUCAGCGGGGAAGUCGCCGCCGGGAAGUGUUGCUCCGCCGCCCGGCGCCGGCGGAAACAGUCCGCCGGCGGAUAUUCAGUCCCCCACUGGAUCAAAGAACUCAGCAGUAAAAGCAUUUACUACCACUACAACUGUUUUAGUGUCAAUUAUUUUGACUAUAAUUAUUUCUGCUUAGUGGAAAAAUAGACAAAAAUAAAGUUAGUAGAAAAUAAAAAAUUGUUUUUGUUUUUCCUUUCUAUAUUUGUGUUGUUUGAUUCUUGGUACAUUGAAUUACUGGGAGGUUUAGAUGUACAAAGGAGUGUUUUUUAUUUUUAUCUUUUGUUGUUUUGUGAUUGGCAUGAAGUUGAUUUCAUGAGAGUAUAUAAUCAAGUUUUUGUUCUUGUUAUUAAAAA